AUGACUGUCACCGGCGCUACCAACGGUGCUUCCAGCCACCCAGCCCUGGACUUGACCGUCCUGGGCUUGAACAGCGGCACAUCAAUGGAUGGAAUCGACUGCGCUCUGUGCCACUUCCGCCAGGAGACUCCCGAGUCUCCCAUGCAUUUCGAGCUUCUCAAGUAUGGCGAAAUUCCUCUCGAGCAGACCAUCAAGAAGCGGGUCAUGAACAUGAUCCUUCACAAUAAGACCUCCCCCUCGGAGCUAUCGGAAGUCAACGUCAUUCUGGGAGAGACAUUUGCGGCUGCCGUCAAGGAGUUUUGCCAGGAGCACCACGUCGACAUUGAGACCAUCGAUGUGAUCGGAUCGCAUGGGCAGACCAUCUGGCUCCUCUCCAUGCCAGAGCCAGGCGAAGUGCGCAGCGCGCUCACCAUGGCCGAGGGCACGUUCUUGGCUUCUCGCACCGGAAUCACCACCGUCACCGACUUCCGAGUCAGCGACCAGGCUGCCGGUCGUCAGGGCGCGCCGCUGAUCGCCUUCUUCGAUGCCUUGCUGCUCCACCACCCCACCAAGCUGCGCGCCUGUCAGAACAUUGGCGGAAUUGCCAACGUCUGUUUCAUCCCCCCCGACUCGCACGGCGGAAUCGAUGCCUGCUACGAUUUCGAUACCGGCCCGGGCAACGUUUUCAUCGAUGCCGUGGUGCGCCACUACACCAAUGGCGCGCAGGAGUAUGACAAGGACGGCGAGAUGGGGGCGCGCGGCACCGUCGACCAGGAACUCGUCGACGAAUUCCUCCAGAACCAUCCCUACUUCCGCCUCGACCCGCCCAAGACCACCGGCCGCGAAGUCUUCCGGGACACCCUUGCCUUCGAGCUCAUCCGCAAGGCGGAAAGCAAGGGACUCAGCCCCGACGACGUGGUCGCCACCAUCACACGCAUCACCGCCCAGGCCAUUGUGGACCACUACCGUCGCCCACCAAACCCCAACAUCGUCCAGUAUAUCCAGAAACACUACCCGAAUACACGCAUCCUGAUGCUGGACGCUGCCGGGAUCCCCGGCGGCGCCAAGGAGGCCAUCACCUUCGCCUGGCAGGGCAUGGAGGCGAUUGUGGGCCGUUCGAUCCCCGUGCCGACUCGUGUCGAGACCCGGCAGGAGUAUGUUCUGGGCAAGGUAUCGCCUGGCAAGAACUAUCGCAAGGUGAUGCGACACGGGAUGCUGUUUGGCCAAGGGCGGGACCACCUCUCGCCCGUGAGUGAGAUGGUCAAUUAUGUCAAUGGGAAAGUGUUUGACAACAAAUGGUGA
Molecule: messenger RNA, 1281 nt
Organism: Aspergillus fumigatus Af293
Lineage: Eukaryota; Fungi; Ascomycota; Eurotiomycetes; Eurotiales; Aspergillaceae
Product: UPF0075 domain protein
Biological process (GO): peptidoglycan turnover; amino sugar metabolic process
Molecular function (GO): ATP binding; phosphotransferase activity, alcohol group as acceptor
Source: RefSeq, a predicted model, not a curated record